Sipha flava (yellow sugarcane aphid) is the source of this 2302-nucleotide messenger RNA. It is a transcript of the gene SPR, whose product is annotated as sex peptide receptor. Gene Ontology annotation, molecular function: G protein-coupled peptide receptor activity. Gene Ontology annotation, cellular component: membrane. The transcript is spliced from 6 exons. The record is from RefSeq and is a predicted model, not a curated record. Lineage: Eukaryota; Metazoa; Arthropoda; Insecta; Hemiptera; Aphididae. Gene Ontology annotation, biological process: G protein-coupled receptor signaling pathway. Bases 345 to 1574 code for a protein of 409 amino acids.
CAGGCUUGGCUUAAACCAGUGGGCUUUCAAUAACUAUCUCGCCGAGCGGUUUUGACCGCGCGAACACGCGGAGCCGGCCAAACCCCGCCCCCGAGGCCACCCGAGUCGCCGGUCCGCACGUCGCAGUACCGUCGGCGGGUCAGUUAGUAGCACAAGUCGACGCUGUCACGCGAAUCUACCACGUGCGUUCCAUCCCUAACCCAGACCAACAACCGCACGCCCGCAAACCGGCACCAGUGGCGGACAUGACGACGAGCGGCACCACCGCGUCGUAGUCGGUGCACGCACGGGUGUUGUCUUUUCACGGCGGGCGGAGGGAGGCGGGCGCGCGGGCGAAGACUCCAAUGGACCUGGACAACUACACCAGCACAGCCGCCGCCGGGGUGGUGGUGGUGCCGACAGCGUACGUGUUUGGCUACAACGGGUCCGCGGCGGACGAUGGCGGCGCGCUGAGCAACAAUGGUACCGGUGCGGAGGGCUACCUGAACGUGACGGACGAGCUGCCAGUCGAGUACGCCCGGCCCAUGUACGGCUAUGUGAUGCCGUUUCUGCUGCUGGUCACCAUCGUGGCCAACACACUAAUCGUCGUCGUGCUGUCCAAGCGGCACAUGCGCACGCCCACUAACGUGGUGCUUAUGUCCAUGGCGCUGUCCGACAUGUUCACGCUGCUGUUCCCGGCCCCGUGGCUGUUCUACAUGUACACGCUAGGCAACCACUACAAGCCGCUGUCCCCGGUCGAGUCGUGUUACGCGUGGUACGCCAUGAACGAGGUGAUACCCACCAUGUUCCACACCGCAUCCAUCUGGCUCACGCUCGCCCUGGCCGUCCAAAGGUACAUAUACGUAUGUCAUGCACCGGUGGCGAGAACGUGGUGCACCAUGCCUAGGGUUCUGAAAUGCGUCGCCUGGAUAUCGGUAAUGGCAUCGUUGCAUCAGUCAACCAGAUUCGUGGACAGGACAUACGAACCGAUCAGAAUAUCGUGGAGAGGACAAGACUCGGUCGUCGUGUGCAGGAUGAAGCACGCAUAUUGGGUCGAACAUUGGGUUACGCUCGACGUGUACUUCACUUUUUACUAUGCUUUCCGUGUGAUCUUCGUACAUACCGGCCCCUGCAUAUCACUGGUCGUGUUGAACCUUUUACUGUUCAGGGCUAUGAGGGACGCGCAAUUAAAGAGAGACAAAUUAUUCAAAGAGAACAGAAAGAACGAAUGCAAACGGCUCAGGGAUUCUAAUUGCACGACAUUGAUGCUCAUUGUCGUCGUGACGGUUUUCUUAAUGACUGAAAUCCCAUUGGCCGUGGUAACGGUGUUGCACAUCAUAUCCAGCAGCAUCAAAGAGAUACUCGACUACUCGGUGGCCAACCUGCUGGUGCUGUUCACCAAUUUCUUCAUCAUCGUCAGUUACCCGAUCAACUUCGCCAUCUACUGCGGCAUGUCCAGACAGUUCCGGGAAACGUUCAAAGAGCUGUUCAUCAGGGGCUCGGUGCAGAUAAACCGCAAGCACGGGGCCGGCGGCAGUUCGCGUUACUCGUUAGUCAACGGGCCCCGGACGUGCACCAACGAGUCGCUUUUGUAAGAGCCUCCGCGGAACGGUGGAGACGCUAUUCGGUGCGCGCGCGUCGUUUCGAAACGCCCGGCCGGGGGGCUACCCCCGUCACGUCGUCGCGAUCACGUGACCGAUUUGCACGCGAAUAGCGUAUGCGUUCCGACCUGUAAGGAUGACCGCGGCUUGGGUUAGCAACCAAAGCGCGCGGGGGUCGGUUGUUACUGGUAAAUAAAAAAAAAUAAUUCGUUCACGUGGCGCGAACGACUAGAACCGGAAAAAUUCUACUGCAAGAACGUCGUCAAAUAACGUCGAUUGUCGUUAUCGGCACAAAAUCAUGUUCACAGGUUAACUCGUUGGCCUACUCGCGCGCGCUAUGUCGAUCGAUUGUGCAUAAAAUUGUAAAUAUUCUCCUCCCCACCCUCCACUCGCGAUUAUCUUAGUUAGAUAUUGUGUCGACCCGAUCUCGGUCGACCGUUUCGAUAUAUUAUCUGUAAAAAUACACCUUUAAUUGUAUGCGUUUAAAAUUAAAAUUAACCAAUAAGUCGAAUGUCUACAAGUAACCAAUUGAAUUUCGCGCAGCUACAGAAAACGGUUUUACUGUUCGUUUCUUCGUCGUUUAAUCUCUUGGACCAUGUUAUUAAUUCGAAAUUUAUAUCAACCAUAUUAUCAGUCAGUAACAAUUUAAAACGGUUAAAAAUCGUGCGAAAUCGAUGAUUACAUAAUCAUGUAUUUCUUUAUAAAAUUAAAUAUAUUUUCCU